Brassica rapa (field mustard) is the source of this 1350-nucleotide messenger RNA. Its product is annotated as myb family transcription factor PHL7. Gene Ontology annotation, molecular function: DNA-binding transcription factor activity; DNA binding. The record is from RefSeq and is a predicted model, not a curated record. NCBI's taxonomy places the organism in Eukaryota, Viridiplantae, Streptophyta, Magnoliopsida, Brassicales, Brassicaceae.
AAUACAAUAGUCAAUGCUAGUGUCUCGAAUUCGAUCUAGCGAGAGAGAGGGAGGCUGAGAGGGACGAGUGGAAGAACCGGUCUGCAUCGCCGCUCCUCAGGAACAGUUGGAAUUCCACGACUGAGUGAAAUCUACCCGCGUAUAGACAAAAACCACAUCGGAUUAGAUUGGAGUGUCGGAGAGACGGAGACUUGAGCAAAGUUCCGAACAUUGAGGGACGCCGUCUGAUUCUUGUGUAGAUCAGAUCCACCCACAGCCCUGAUGGAAGCAGACAACGGAGGGACCAAUUCUAGUCAUGCUUCAAAACAACGCUUGCGUUGGACCCAUGAGCUACAUGAACGCUUCGUUGAUUCCGUUGCUCAACUUGGUGGCCCUGAUCGAGCUACACCUAAAGGCGUUCUUAGAGUGAUGGGUGUACAAGGGUUAACUAUAUAUCAUGUCAAGAGUCACUUGCAGAAAUAUCGACUUGCAAAGUAUCUGCCAGAUUCUUCUUCAGAAGGGAAGAAAACUGAUAAGAAAGAAUCUGGAGAUGUGCUCUCUGGGUUGGACGGUUCAUCGGGAAUGCAGAUAACUGAAGCCCUCAAGUUGCAGAUGGAGGUUCAGAAACGAUUGCACGAGCAACUAGAAGUGCAAAGACAGCUGCAACUACGGAUAGAAGCCCAAGGGAAGUACUUGAAGAAGAUAAUUGAAGAGCAACAGCGACUCAGCGGAGCUCUUGGCGAGCCCUCUGGCCCAGUUACUGGCGAAUCAGAUCCUGCGACACCUGCUCCAACAUCCGAGUCUCCCUUACAAGAUAAAUCUGGCAAGGACUGUGGACCAGACAAAAGCCUUUCAGUUGACGAGUCUCUUUCACCUUACCGGGAGCCAUUGACUCCAGACUCAGGGUGUAACGCUGGUUCUCAAGACGAGAGCGCAGGUGAAGAGAGGUCAUCAAAGAAGCCUAGAUUGGUGAGAGGAGGUGCAGCUGGUUAUACACCUGAGAUGGUAGUGGCGCACCCAAUACUAGAAUCAGGCUUGAACGCUUCUUACCAUCAGCCAGACCAUGCUCUCGCCUUUGACCAUCCAUCUACAUCACUGCUUGGGACUCGAGACAAGGUUUCAGGCGACGAUCUAUGAGUUGUGUAUCAGGUGGCAUCUAUAGUUAAGUGUAUCACAUGUAGUUUUGCUUGUCUAUCCUUAUUCCUAUUAGUUAGGAGUUUCCUCUUAGUGAGGUGAUCACAACUCUCUAAUUAUAGACACUGCCACUAUAGCAUGAACAAUGAAUAUAUGUCUUCUUGUGCUGUAAUUUGAUAAAAAUACAAAACAAAUGUACUUUCUUAUUCCCAACAUAGUGAAGAUUCUUGUGAAACU